AUGGCUUUCCCUCCCAGUCCCUUAGCUAUGGAAUAUGUUAAUGACUUUGAUUUGAUGAAAUUUGAAAUAAAGCGGGAGCCUUCUGAGGGCCGAUCUGGAGUCCCCACAGCCUCGUUGGGCUCCACACCAUACAGCUCGGUGCCUCCUUCACCCACCUUCAGUGAGCCAGGCAUGGUGGGCAGCGGCGAGGCCCCUAGGCCAGGCCUGGAGGAGCUAUAUUGGCUGGCCACCCUGCAGCAGCAGUUGGGGGCGGAUGAGGUUCUCGGGCUGAGUCCCGACGAAGCUGUGGAGCUGCUGCAGAACCAGGGUCCUGUCUCAAUGGAAGGGCCUCUUGGCUACUAUUCAGGGAGCCCGGGAGAGACAGGAGCCCAGCAUGUCCAGCUGCCCGAGAGAUUUUCGGACGCCGCGCUGGUCUCGAUGUCUGUGCGCGAGUUGAACCGGCAGCUGCGGGGCUGCGGGCGCGACGAGGCUCUGCGGCUGAAGCAGAGACGCCGCACGCUCAAGAACCGCGGCUACGCUCAGGCUUGUCGCUCCAAGCGGCUGCAGCAGCGGCGCGGGCUGGAGGCGGAGCGCGCUCGCCUGGCCACCCAGCUGGAUGCCCUGCGGGCCGAGGUGGCCCGCCUGGCUCGCGAGCGCGACCUCUAUAAGGCCCGCUGUGACCGGCUGACCUCCGGCGGCCCUGGGUCCGACGACCACACACACCUCUUCCUCUGAGCCUUUAGGGCAGGGGGUGUGGCGGUUUGGAGGUGGCUGGGUAGAUGGCGCUAUACAGGAGA
Mus caroli (Ryukyu mouse) is the source of this 776-nucleotide messenger RNA. It is a transcript of the gene Nrl, whose product is annotated as neural retina leucine zipper. Gene Ontology annotation, molecular function: RNA polymerase II cis-regulatory region sequence-specific DNA binding; DNA-binding transcription factor activity, RNA polymerase II-specific. Gene Ontology annotation, biological process: retinal rod cell development; regulation of transcription by RNA polymerase II. Gene Ontology annotation, cellular component: nucleus. Lineage: Eukaryota; Metazoa; Chordata; Mammalia; Rodentia; Muridae. The record is from RefSeq and is a predicted model, not a curated record.